GCAAGGUGCGGUCGAAUUUAGUUCACGAAUCGAACAGGUGCGAAUUAGAUAAAUUUAAUAAUAUUCUCCAAAGCGGACGCUCUUAUUUCCUUUUUCCUAACAAAAAGGCUGGACAGUGAGAGUGUUGAAAGUGGAUGGUGGCAAGUGUAUCUUUCUGUAGUCGCGUUCAUAGUCUAAGCAACGAUAGCAUUUGAAAUCAAGGAUUAUCUGGCCAUACCGGACACCGGGUUCAAAGUAUGGCAAAACUAUCUUAUGCAGUAGUUCUACUAGUGCUGUCGGUACUUUCUGUGCCGACGAUAAGGGGACAACAAAAUGCUCAGUUUCGGGUGCCCAGCUCUCUGGUGGAAUGUUACAGGAACUACAACUAUUUGUACGCAUACAACCGCGUACCGAGUACCAUCGGGAACCUGAUCAGCAUGAUACAGAAAGUCGAGAACGACCCCAACUAUUCGCAGGACAUGCGACAAAUCGCAAUAGGACUCAUUCAGGUCUUCCGACAGGAUGGAGUGGAAAGAGCGCCUAAUGUCAUGGCCACCGACACGGUUCUACCUUACGGACCAACAGGAUUCCAGUUCCCCAAGUUCAGGGUCCUCAUCUCAAAACUCAUUCCGGGCAAUGGCUAUCAGUUCCCCAACUCGAGCCUGUCAGCACUAGAACGCUGCAGCCUUCAUUUCAUGCUAUCGAACACUAUUGAUCGCCGAGUACGGAACGAUGAAAGCACCGUCUGCAAUCAAUUAUCUCAAUACUCCGCCGCUAUGAGAGUACCGCGCGCUGCUUCUGAUAACGGUAAGAGUGCAGCAUCGCAAGCUGCCAGUCAAUAUGACAAUAACUUCCUCGCGGAUGUUGAGUUGUUAGAAAAUUUAAAAGGUGAUAAAUCUCCCAGUGGGGGUCUGCAGUUUAGCGGUGAGUUUUACCCAGUUUACAAUGACACGCCUACAUCUGGUACGGAUGCUGAAAUUCCUUUCGAUGCAGCUGGUGGCUACUAUCCCAACGGUAAUGGCAAUGGUUAUGGUACUGGCAAUGGUUAUGGUAAUGGCAAUGGCUAUGGAAGUGGAACCAACACUGGUAGCGGUAGUAGCGGGUUUGGUACAGGUUACGGAUACGGUACUGGACAAGGGGGACAAGGUAUCAGCCAAUGUCCCAUCGAAGGAGGUGUGAUGUGGACUCCAUGGGGCUCAGUCUCCGCUGGUACCGUAAUCGCUGGUAUCGCCGCAGGCCUUCAACCUCAAACCAUCCAGGUUGGCACACUGCUCCAAACUUUCAAACGUGCUAACACUGGACGAUGGACAGGAAAGCCACUUCAGCAGCAACAGCAAAUCAAUCUUAACGUGGACAAUCGAUGGGCGGCCACUCUUGCAGGCGAACUCUCUGAGGUAGCUUUGUUACAGGGUCCUAUGCUAACUGCCGGUGGUCAAAUAUCCUUAGGUGCUUCCGGGGCAUGGAAUAGUACAGCUCUGCCUCGAUAUUACUUCCUCUCGCAAAAUACCCGCCUGGAAAUGACAGAUCCCGAAAUCCGAGGAGGACUUGAUGGGCUCAUUCUUGCAAGUAACAUUACCAAUUGGAAGAAUGAGUACAGCUCGAUGAAAUUGAGCCAGUUGUUGGACAUGUACUACUCAACGCGCGGAGUUUUCGGCAGAGGAGUCAGGGCCUGUGACCGCCGAGGUCAAUUCGCCUCAGUUGCCCCACUUCAGACAAUGAUUGCCCAAACAACAGCUUUCAGCAAUGUCCUCGAUCAAGAAAUGCAGCUUCGCGUAACCCUCGAUAGUGCAGCCAUCAGUACCUUCUCAACAAAUGCUGCCAAUGCGCUUGCUGGCUAUGUUCCCCAAUACUUGAACGACGUAUCCUGCUAUUCAUCCAACUUGGUACCGAAUGAACAAGUUACCUGGAAUACAGCUUCCGAUCUUUAUAUUUUCGUUGAUACGACCUGGCAAUUCCAGGAGAUCAACCCAAUCAUCAUGUACUUCCUACAAAACAUGAACGUGAGUCCUUAUGCCUCAAGGAUGACCGUCAUGAAUGCUAUGAACGGAGCCCCUAUCGUCCCCACAUCCCAAUAUAUCACAGAUGCCUACGUAUACUGGAACUGGACUACCCAUCAACAGCAGCCACGAGGUUUGAACUUGGCCAACGUACUCAUGACAAUCGGUAACAUUACACAGAACCUGCAACGCGCAGCUCAGAGUAACGCUACCUCCGGUGGCAGGUCAUUGGUUGCUCUGGUAGCUUCGCAAGCCAGCGGAACCCAAAUGGGACCCAAUAUCAACCAAGCUAGUGCUUCGUACACCUAUCAACAACUACAAUACCUCCGUACCAACGCUCCCGAUUUGAAAAUUUUGUUCCUCAGCGCUGCCGGAACUGUCACCACAUUCUCCAACUACGCUCAAUCUGCAAAGGAUGUAGUUGGAGCGUCAACUGCAGGCAAUGUCGUCUCACAGACAAUCCCAUUAAUAUUAAGAGUCCGAGAUAUUCCGAUGGCACUGAUUAACUACCGCUGUGGACCCUUCUGGACAACUGAUCAAUACGGAAACGCACAGAUGUACCAAUACGUGGCACCUGGAUCAAUCAACUUCUACCGUCUGUUAGCCAACUACUUCUUCGGAGGCGGCAGUGAUCGUUACAUCAGCAUCCAAGGACCAGCUGCUGGAACCAUUACUGUUUGCUCAUCUCGCUACAUUGAACAUCCUACCACAAACGCCACCUACGGGUACGGGGGCUACAACAACAACAAUAACAACGGUGUUUACAACAACCCCCAGAACAACUACCAGAACGACGUCAACUGCACGCAACUGACCUCGACAUCGCAAAGUUACACCCUCUACUUGAACAACCCCUGCAGUGGUUACAACCGUAUCAUGGAUUGCCCGCCCGUGUACAUCUCGGUCCAAGGAAUGUCUUCACCUUACGGAGGCUCGUCAGCCAGCUGCACGGACAACAUGUGCCGCUUCCCAGACCAGCUUCGUUACACAGUUUCGAUGAACAAUCUGGGCUGCUACAGUUCAGCCACUCGAUUUAUUAUUAGUUCCGUAUUAGUGUUUGUUGCAGCCUUAUUUAGUUAUGUGUUUAUUUAGGCGGGAUGUGCAGUCAGGGUGCACACCCUUAAUGUUUGUAAUUUACCGUAAUUUGUAAAUGUAACGUUGGACGUAACGAACGAACUUUUUGAAUUUUAGGUGAUAAGUAUUGUACAAGUCUAUGACAAUUUUUACAAAACGAGAUACAAACUAUUCGUAAUAAAAUAGGUAGUAAACAAG
Hermetia illucens (black soldier fly) is the source of this 3248-nucleotide messenger RNA. RefSeq lists its product as uncharacterized. Bases 237 to 3068 code for a protein of 943 amino acids. Lineage: Eukaryota; Metazoa; Arthropoda; Insecta; Diptera; Stratiomyidae. The record is from RefSeq and is a predicted model, not a curated record. The transcript is spliced from 7 exons.